AUGGGCCUCGUGCACGAGCACACGAAGGACCUGAAAAUGGCGCCGGACAAGUCCAAGUCCUACGCGGACCCCUACCUCUACAUGAAGACGGUCACGCUCUGGGACCCGACGAAGUGGAAUCCGUCGACAAAGGCCGCCGCGCCGCCGAAGCCGCCCGGCGACGCCCGGGCCUGCGUCGACGACACGCCGUCGCUGAACGGCGCGAAGCAGGGCAGCAAAAGAAAGCGAAAUUCCCAACUUCAAAGGCUCAUAUCUCGGCCGUUUUCCACUCGCGCGAAGCACCACUACCGGCGGUCGCCCGUCUUCCUACAGCGGGCCGGCGACCGCGUGCUCACCUUCCCCAACGACCGCUGCGUCAAGUGCCACGCGUCCUUCGGCGACUCGUGCCUGUCGGCGCAGGUCUCGUGCCCGACGGCGCCGGGGCUGCCCAUCGUCGAGCGGCUGUGGGCGCGGUCGAAGAACUGCGAGGGCGCGCCGACGCGCGUGGCGACGGUCGCGCCCGGCGACUACGUCUGCCCCGGCGCGUCCUGGUGGGACCCGGAGCACCUCGACCUGGACCGGUUCGUGCCCAAGAUGCUCCGCGACUUCCCGCACGUCUUCGGGAAAGAGGGCGAGGAGGCGCACGCGAAGGCCGCGGUGGACGCCUACCGGUCCAUGCUGCGGCUCGUGCAGCUCCAGCCGGAGCUGCCCGUCGUUCCCUCGAAGCAGGUCGACGCCGCCUGGCACUCCCACAUCUUGGACACGGAGGCGUACGCGCGGGACACGCUGCGGCUCUUCGGCACGUACCUCCACCACGCGCCGUCCUUCGGCGGCGCCGAGGAGCAGCGGGAGCUCGUGGCGCAGCGCGACGCCAUGUUCCGCCGGCUCGAGGAGGCGACGGGGCGGGACCCGCGGAAGGACCGCGCGUGGACCGCGGGGGGCGGCCUCGCGGAGUGGCCCGACUUCGCGGACCAGAAGUCGCCGGACUGCUGCAGCGCCAUGUGCGUCAAGGCCGACUGCGCGGGCUGCGUCGGCUGCAACGCCAUCGACUGCGGCUUCCUGGGGGACGCGAACGGCAACUCGCCCGGCGCGAGGAUCCAGCAGCUCUCGCCCUCGCAGCUCGCGGGCUACGUGCCCGCGUCGGCCGAGCUCCUCGGCGCCUACGACGCGAACGCCCCGGCCUCCUACAAAUGUGCUUCAGCCCCCCACGCGUCCAUGGAGCUCCAGUGGACCAUCGUCGGCGACGAGAUCUACUUCAAGCACGACUUCAAGAAGGAGGCGUGGUACGGCGUCGGCCUCGCGAACACGUCGACGCACGACAUGGGCGACGGCGUCGACUACAUGGUCACCAUGGUCAAGGGCGGCAACUACACGGACUACGUCCGCGACAUGUACAAGUGGGACGCGGGCAACGGCUGGCCGUGCUGGGACGUGCUCUGGGAGUGCUCCCCGGGCAACGGCACGCAGGGCACGCCCGACUUCAAGGACGUCCAGGUCGACCGGGAAAACGGCUACGCGUCGUCGUCCUGGAACCGCAAGCUCGCCACGGGCGACGGCAAGGACUGGGUCAUCGCGGACGAGUUCACGCGCGUGCUCUACGCGUUCGGCGUCGAGGACGACUUCACGUACCACGCCCAGAACUUCGGCGAGUGCGUCCUCAACUUCUUCUCCGGCGCCGAGUCGGCGUCCACCCUCGACGGCGCAGUCGCCUUAGAGCGGACCCACCCGCCGCCCGCGCGCCCCGCGGCGAUGAGCGAGGACUUCCGCACGGCGGGCUCCCCGCUCUGCGGCGCGGCGCUCAUCCGCACGAUCCUCCACGCCGACGGGACCAUCGCGUCGUCGUCGAACGCGACGGUCGUCGGCUGGCUCGACGCGUCCGAGUCGGAGUUCUUCAACGACCGCGACGAGCCCGCGGCGCUGUUCCGCAUCCGCUACCUCGACGGCGAGCUCGCCGGCGACGAGGAGGAUCUGGAGGAGCACGAGGUGCGGUCGUCGAUUCCGCUCGCGGCGCGCGUCGGCGCGCUCGCGGACCCCUCCGGGGGCCCCGCGGGCGUCGCCGCCGUCGCCGCGAAGCGCGCGGCGCGCAAGCCCCCGCCGCCGAAGAAGCCCGCGAAGAAGCCCGCGAAGAAGAAGAUGCGCGCGGCCGCGCCGCCGCCGCCGAAGCCCAAACGGCCCGCGCCGCCCGCGGACCACGCCGCGCUCGUGACCGUGCCGCGGCGCGCGGCGGCCCAGGCGGCCAUGAACCGCGGCUUCUGCGAGGCGGCGCCGGGCUCGACGAAGUCGCGCGACGACGGCGCGCGCGUCGCGCUCGCGCGGCGCGCGCUGAGCGAGUUGUGCGUCGAGACGGGCGCGUCGCGCGCGAAGGCGCGCGACAUCGCCAAGAAGUGCCGCGAGCUCGCCGGGCGCCUGAGCCGCGGCGACGUCCUCGGGUUGGACGCCGACGGCGACGACGACGACUACGACGAGGAUUUGGAGGACGUGAAUUUAAGCGCGGCGCUCGUGGAAGCGGCGCUCAAGCAGCUCGUCGACGACGGCGAGGUCUACGAGAGCGGGUCGGGCUACGCGCCGCGCCUCGCCGGCGACGACGGCGGCGCCUGGCAGAGCGACGCCUCCGGCGACGAGAAGCCCGCGGCCUUCGUGCCCAAGAAGCCGCCGGGCUACGACGCCGCGGUCGCGUCCGACGCGAAGCACGCGAGGCCCUACGCGCCCUGGCGGCCCCCGCGGCGCGGCGUGCGCUGCCUGCCGCCGGACAAGUCGCCGGAGAAGAAGCCGAAGCAGGCGGGCGACGAGGACGCCGACUCCCAGGCGGAUUUGGAGAGCCAGGCGGUGUCGGAGGAGGACGCGGAGAAGGCCGCGAUGAUCGCGGACGCGUGCUUCACGGCGGCGUCGGCGGCCCUCGACGAUCUGCGGGGCGACCUCAAGCAGCCGCGGUCCGCCUUCGCGCUCUUCAAGCACGACCACACGAAGGACGCCGUCGCGGCCACGAUGGACGGCCACUCGCUCAACGACGAUCCCGCGCCCGGCUGGUACCGCGAGCUCGUGCCGCGGCGGUCGGGCGACAAGGUCGACGCCUACUACUACCCGCCCGACGGCACGCAGUUGCGGAGCCGGCCCGACGUGCGGCGCUACUUCGAGGGGAACCCCGACGCCGUCAAGGUCGGCGACGUCGUGUUGGACACGUCCCAGUUCCAGUUCGCCUACUCCAAGUGCCCCGCCGAGGAGCUGCGCAAGUGCAAGCCUUUGAACCGCGGCGCCAUCACGGCGGAGCUCCACCGCCGCUGGGAGGCGCUCGAGGCCUCGGAGCGCGACGGCUACGCGACGAAAGCCGUCGAAGAAAAAGCCCGCCUCGACGAGGAGCGCAAGCGCGCGGCCAAGACCGUGCGCGACCGCGCCGUCGAGGCCGCGGAGCAGCUCGGCGCGAGCCGCCGCGACGCGCGUUUGGCCGCGGCGCGCGCGGCGCGGUCGCUCUUCGUCGACUUGGACUGGUCGACCUUGGUCUCCGGCGACUCGCCGGUGAAGCGGCCCAAGAUCGAGGCGCCCGCCGACGGCGACGACGGCGCGGCGCCCGUGAUGACGCCCAAGUCGCCGGGGGCGCGGUCCAUCAUCGAGCAGCUCGAGAACGAGGCGCCGCCGCUGAAUUUGGGCGCGACGGGCGCGGCCCGGCCGCGCCGCGCGGCGACGCAGGGCGUGCGCAAGUCCUACAAGGAGAAGCCGUCGACGGCGGCGGAUGUUGUGGCUUGGGCCCUGGAGACGGGCGAGGACUCGGGCGCGAACCAGGAGGGCGAGCAGCGCGCGCUGGGGGUCGACUGGCCGGAGCUCUGCUCCGCGGUCGCGAUCAACGAGCGCGCCAAGAAGCUCGACGCCAAGUGCACGGCCUUCAAGGACGCGCCCUACCGCGCGACGCGCGACGGCCUGGCGUCGCUGCUGCGCUCGGGCAAGGCGCGGCGCGCGUGGGCCGACCUGUCGGCCGACGUCGCCGCGGCGGACUUCGAGGAUCCCGAAAUCCCCGCGGUCGCGCGCCACGGCCGCGCGGAGGCGGGCCUGCGGGCCCUGGUGCUCGCGAAGCUCAGCCCGCCGGACCUGCGGGCGCCCCUCGACGGCCCGCCGGCCGCGGGCUGGCGCGACGACCACGACUGGGUCGGGCGGCCCGUCGUCCACGACGCCGCCGUGGGCCGCGUCGUCGCCUACGGCGGCGCCGACGGCCGCUGGCGCUGCGACUUCGACGACGACGGCGGCCGCGAGACGAACGCGGGGCGGUUCCUCUCCGCGCGGGAGUGCUUCAAGGGCGUGGCCGCCGCGGCGCCGUGCGUCGCGUUCCCGGAGUUGGACCGCGACCGUUUGAUCCACGAGCUCGUCAUGAUCUACUGGCCCAUGGACAAGCUCUUCUACGAGGGCGCCAUCGUCGCCGCGAAGCAGCGCGACCGGCUGUUCGACGAGGCGCCGCCCGCGGGCGCGCACUCGCUGGCUUCGGAGCAUUUGGUGCUCUACGACGACGGCUCGUCCGAGUGGCUCGACCUAUCGACGGAGCGCGUGCGCUACGUCGAAGCCUCGAAAGCCGCCCGCGAGGCCGGCGACGCCAUCCAGCAAUUGGUCGCCGAGGACUACUUCCAGUGGUUCAUCUCGCCCGUCGAUUCCGAGGCGUUGGGUCUGGUCGACUACCACGAGGUCGUCAAGCAGCCCAUGGACCUCGGCACCGUCGACGACCGCAUCGCCCGGGGCUUCUACGACGACGCCUCGGACGACGACGAGGGCUUGACGCCGCGCCAGCGGGACGCGGCCGUCGCCAAGCGGCUCCGCCGCCGCGCCGCCGCGGACAUCCGCCUCACGUUCACGAACGCCGUGCUCUUCGGGGCAGGACAAGAGAGCGAAAUUCCAAACUUCAAAGCCUCAUAUCUCGGCCGUUUUCCACUCGUGCUCUUCAACGCGGACCCCAAGAACCCCUGCGCGUCCGCGGCGAAGAAGCUGCUGGCCCUCUUCGAGAAGUCGGCGCUCGCGCGGUCCGCGCGCGACCCGGACGCGGCGCCCGCGCCCGCGCCCGCGGCGGCGGCCGCGGCCAAGGGCCCCGCGCCGAAGCGGCCCCGCGACGACGACGACGACUACGACGACGACAGCGACGGCGACUGGGCGCCGGGGGGCAAGGCGCGCAAGAAGCGCGGCGCGGACCUGCCGGCGUUCUCCGCCGGGGGCAAGCACCCCGUCGAGAACGCGCUCCGCUUCGAGCAGCUCCUCUCGUCCAUCAGCCGCCAGGCCCACACCGCCGACGAGUACCGCCUCCGCUCCGAGCCCAAGGUCAAGCCCGUCGAGCCGGAGGUCAAGCCCGAGCCCAUGGACGUCGACGCGCCGCCGGCCGCCGCGCCGCCCGCGGCCGACGUCGCGGCCAACGGCUUCGCCGCCGCGCCGCCCGCCGCGCCGGCGCCGGCCGUCGCGCCGGCGCCGCCGCCCGCCGCGCCGGCGCCCGUCGCCGCGCCCGUCGUCGCGCCGGCGCCCGUCGUCGCCGGCACGGCGUCGCCGCCGCCGCUGCCCGCGCCCGCGGCGCCCGCGGCGACGCCGCCGGCCGCGGCCGCGGCGUCGCCGCCGCCGACGUCGGCCGACGGCCUCACGCCGCUGUCGCCGCCGCCCGAGGUCGACGACCGGCGCCUCUACUGGGGCCGCGCCGCCGUCGAGACGGACUACUACGAGCGCGAGCACUUUGCGCAUGUCGCCGACAAGCCCUACCUCGGCCGCGUCGCGAACGGCGUCUGGGAGAUCCGGCCGUCGCUCGCCAAGGUCGCCCUCGGCCACGUCCUCGGCACGCUCGUCCACAGUGGCCACGUCGUCGAGCUCGCCGACGGCGGCUUCGUCGCCGCGAACCUCUACCGCCGCGGCGUCGCCUUCGAGCGCAAGCGCGCGGGCGGCGCGAAGGACGCGCUCCCGGACGUCGAGCUCGAGCUCUCGGAGUACGAGAUCCAGCGGCGGGAGCGCAUGGCGCGCAACGAGGCCAUGCUCAAGAGUCUCGGCUUCUGA
Messenger RNA from Aureococcus anophagefferens, 5982 nucleotides. RefSeq lists its product as hypothetical. The coding region runs from base 1 to 5982 and encodes 1993 amino acids. Lineage: Eukaryota; Pelagophyceae; Pelagomonadales; Pelagomonadaceae. Gene Ontology annotation, molecular function: protein binding; DNA binding. The record is from RefSeq and is a predicted model, not a curated record. The transcript is spliced from 6 exons.